This is a messenger RNA of Gadus chalcogrammus (walleye pollock), 3557 nucleotides long. RefSeq names its product LIM domain kinase 1-like. Lineage: Eukaryota; Metazoa; Chordata; Actinopteri; Gadiformes; Gadidae. Gene Ontology annotation, biological process: positive regulation of stress fiber assembly; protein phosphorylation; actin cytoskeleton organization. The transcript is spliced from 16 exons. The record is from RefSeq and is a predicted model, not a curated record. Gene Ontology annotation, molecular function: protein serine/threonine kinase activity; protein binding; ATP binding. Bases 433 to 2901 code for a protein of 822 amino acids. Gene Ontology annotation, cellular component: nucleus; cytoplasm; neuron projection.
GGCCAGUGAGGCGGUCCUCAUAGCCUGGGGGUGGGACACAGGCCACUGCACUGCGAAUGCAUGGUGGAAAGGGAAGUCAUCUGCACAGGAAAUGGGCGAGCGCGCAUGAGCAAAACCGCAAGAAAAACGUAACAGCGCCUGCUCAUCUAGCCCGGCGCAUGACAACACACAGAUCUGGGGACAUUGUUGGUUCCUGAUCGGAUUAACUGACUUGGAGUCAACUGAGGGUCUUCUGGUGAUCAGGACACGGUCCAGGGGACCUGGAGUGACCUGAGGGUCUUCUGGUGAUCAGUACACGCUCCAGGGGACCUGGAGUGACCUGAGGGUCGGCUGGUGAUCAGGACCCGGUCUAGGGGACCUGGAGUGACCUGAGGGUCUUCUGGUGAUUAGGACCCGGUCUAGGGGACAUGGAGUGACCGCCGAGGGACAGAGAUGUCACGACGGGACCAGAGAUACCGUAGAGGAGGGACAGGAACGUGCUCUCAGUGUGGCUGUGUUCUUCUUCACUGGUUCUAUGAGAGAGAGCAGCAGCUCUUCUGUAAGAAGCACUACUGGGCCCGUUUUGGGGAGCAGUGCCACGGCUGCAAAGAGACCUUCACCACAGGCCUCGUCAUGGUGGCCGGGGAGCAGAGGUUCCACCCAGAGUGCUUUACGUGUAGAAGCUGUGGAGCGCUCAUUGGAGAUGGAGACUCAUUCACGCUAGUGGAACACUCCCAACUCUACUGCGGCAGGUGUUUCACGCGGGGGGUGGUGUCCUCCGGGACAAGCUCCCCCUCGGCGCCGACCAGGCCCCCCCACAUGGUGGCGCUGGUGUCCCUUCCCCCGCACCCCGAGGGCAGGAGGGGACUGACCCUGGCCCCCACGCUCAGCCAGGACCAGGGGCCUCUCUUCACCGUAGCAGAACUGGACCCAUCCCUGCUCAGCCCUGACCUCCUGGCCUCCGUGCACGUUGGGGACCAUGUCUUAGAGCUCAACGGGGUUCCAGUAUGCAGCCUUUCCCUGGAUGAGAUGAAGUGUGUGGUCAGUGACCCCACCCGGCCUCUCCAGCUCACCGUAGAGAACUGCCCAGGGGAGCCCCAACCAGGGGAGCACCACCUAGGGGAGCCCCCGGUCCCCGCAGGCUGCCAGGGGCCCGCCCAGGCCUGCUCCUGCGACCAGCUCAACAGGGUUCGCCUACUAUCCAGUCUGGAGGAGGAGUCAAGUUUGGGGGAGGAGCUACACCAACAAAGUCUUGAGGAGGAGGGGACUUGUCUGGGGACGGAACUAGACCCUAACCCAAUCAGCACAAGGCUGUCCCCACCUCAACCCCAUGGGAUGCGUUCAAGACACAUUCUACGGAGCAGUAGUAUCGACAAGUGUCCCUCCUCCAGUGGCUCAUACCUGUUGUUCCAGAGGAGGGAGAUGCUUCGUUCCGAGUCCCUCCGCGCGGACCCUGUGGACCGAACUCACCGCAUCUUCAGGCCCUCAGACCUCCUACACGGAGAGGUGCUCGGCAAAGGCUGCUUUGGCCAAGCUGUCAAGGUGACGCACCGGGAGACUGGGGAGGUCAUGGUGAUGAAGGAACUGAUUCGGUUUGACGAAGACACGCAGAAGACCUUUUUAAAAGAGGUGAAGGUGAUGCGCUGUCUGGAUCACCCCAACGUCCUCAGGUUCAUCGGACUGUUCUACAAAGACAAACGACUUAACUUCGUCUCGGAAUACAUCCAGGGGGGGACACUCAGGGAGACCAUUGAGAAAAUGGAUGACCACUUUCCAUGGAGUGCCAGAGUGAGUUUUGCUAAAGAUAUAGCUGCUGGAAUGGCGUAUCUGCAUUCUAUGAAUGUAAUCCAUCGAGACUUGAACUCUCACAACUGCCUAGUCAGAGAGAACCAGAGAUUGGUGGUGGCGGACUUUGGGCUGGCCAGACUGGUGGUGGGAGACAGGAGUCAGGGCAGAGAGCCCCCUGCUGGCAGCGGCCCCGGGGAGGGACUGACGGCGCUCCGCAGGCCUGACCGCAGGAAGCGCUACACUGUGGUGGGAAACCCCUACUGGAUGGCCCCUGAGAUGAUCCGUGGGAAGAGUUACGAUGAACGAGUCGACAUUUUCUCCUUUGGCAUCAUUGUGUGUGAGAUCAUAGGAAGGGUGAGCGCCGACCCAGACUUCCUGCCCAGGAACCGGGACUUUGGUCUGAAUGUGCUUGGCUUCCUGGAGCAGUACCACCCCUCAGACUGCCCCCCCGCCUACCUCCCCCUGGCUGCCCUCUGCUGUGACCUGGAGGCCGACACCCGUCCUUCGUUUCCCAGGUUAGAAGAGUGGCUGGACAACCUCCUGAUGCACCUUGACAUCCGCCUGCCCCUGCUGUCUGAGCUGGAGCAGCACCAGAGAGCCUUCUGGGACCGCCACACGCCCCCCCAGUGCUCCCCGGACCCCCCGCCCGCGCCAGGCCCCCAGGGGACAGGCAGGGCCCUAGACCCCCCGCCACCCAGGGCCCCAGACCCCCAGGGGACAGGCGGGGCCCCAGACCCCCGGGGGACAGGCAGGGCCCCAGACCCCCGGGGUUCGGGCGACCCAGACAGCCACAGUCCCGACCCCGGCCCCCCAUCACAGACCCCGGCCGGACAAGGACCAGUCCCCCUGGGGGAGGCGAGAGCGGACCCUGGAGACUCUGAAGGAGUUAUGAAGGGCCUUGCGGCGGACCCCCUGCGUGCGCCGAGUCCUCAACACAAGCCUCCAGAGGGAGAUUCAAACUUGGACGAGUGGAGCACAUGUGAGAGGAAACCCCAUUCAGAGGGUCCUGAGGCCGGGGCCCCGUCCCAGAGUCCACCGCUGGCCCCCAGCCCGGCAGGGGGCCCGAACCGCAGGAGCAGGAGGAGGUGCAGGGUGCUAUGGGACAUAACCACGGAGAGCAGCUCCUUUCUGUGAGGUUGGGGCGGAGCUCACUGGACCCUCAAUGUGAAAUGAAAGACCUAUAUUUAUUUUGUCUCAUGGAUAGAGAAUGAAUGAAUGGAUUUAAUAAGCUUGGAUUGGAAAUCUCAAUGGAUGUGAAUUUUGCUCCCUCCUGUUACUGCUAUUUUGGAACCAGAAGGUAGACUUCAUAUUCAAACCAAAGCCAGUUCGGAUGGGUUCUAAAUGCAGAGAAUACAAGAAGUAAAUAAAACAUUUGAAAUACGUAAGAUAAUGUGCAUUUUGUACCAGUAGGCCUAUUAAGUAAAGCUAUUUGCAAAACAUUUUAAAUGUUUUAUGAUCUUAAUUAUUAGAGGCUUCAAGCAAUCAUUUGGUCAGAAUAAAGAUUUAUUGAUAUUCAAGAACCCAAUAACCAACCGCGUCGCUAUGACAGAGGGCAGCUGCGGUCCUGGAUAUCCGUUAUACCCGAGGUCGUUUCCCGUUGAAGUUGUUAGCUAAAUGAUUUGAUUUAAAAGAUAACGACUUUUUUGGUAGAUGAUUUCAUUUAAAAGAACACAGAUUGUUUGGUAGAUGCAGCAGUCGGUCGGGUUAGCUAUCAUGAAGAAGUCGAAAUAUAGGCUUAUCGAUGGACAAGCUGUGGCUACGCAGACUGACGAGGUGCAAGGUUAGCCUGU